AUGACGAAUGCACUUCGAUUCAAUGAAGAUGCAUAUCAACAAGAAGAAGCAAAUAGACGUCAAUUACAGCGUAAUCGUACGCUUGAACGUACGCAUUCGAUCGGUAGUUUGGCAAGUCCACCAAGAGGUUCGCAAAGGAAUCGAGUCAUUGCUGAUUUCCGCACGUUAUCCAUUCAAUUGGAAGACGGUCAAACGCCAUCAAAGGAAAAGCAAGGCAAAAAGAAGGAAAAGAAGACACUGAAAGAUAUUGCAGAUUUGGACUGGCAUAAGAUCAGUAUUGAUGAAACACUUCAACGCUUAAGUAGUAGUCAAAAAGCUGGUCUGGACGAAGAACAAGCAAAAAGACGUUUACAACAAGAUGGUCCAAACGUGUUCUCCAAACCUCCAAACAGAUUAUUACAAAAGAUCAUCACGUAUGUCUUUGGUGGUUUCGGAUCUUUGUUGACCAUCGCAGGUGUAAUCUGUUUCAUUGCUUGGAGAAUUGGUGAUCCGCCACAAGCGUCCAAUUUGGCUCUAGGUGUGGUCUUGUUUGUCGUCGUUUUGGUCACUUCAGUCUUCAAUGCUUGGCAAGACUUCACCACAACUCGUGUAAUGGAGUCCGUUCGUGGAAUGAUGCCGAGUGAUGUGCCAGUCUUGCGUGAUGGUCACAUUCAAAUUGUUCCUGCUGCAAACAUCGUUCGUGGUGAUAUUAUCAACGUCAAAAUGGGCGCAAAGAUGGCAGCAGAUUGCAGAGUGAUGCAUAUCGAAUCAGAAUUAAAGAUGGAUCGUUCUUCUUUAACAGGAGAAAGUGAUGCAAUCUCCGCCACUUUGGAUAAAACGGAAGAUAAUUACCUCGAAUCAAGAAAUGUUUUGAUGGCCGGUACAAAGUGUGUUGCAGGUGAAGGUUUGGCAAUCGUGACUGCAACAGGAGACAAUACCGUCUUUGGUCGCUUGGCAAAAUUAUCUUCAGCACCAAAAGCAGAACGUACAACAUUGGAAAAAGAAAUCUUCUUGUUCGUUACAACGAUUGCAUCUUUAGCUAUCGCGGUUGCCGUUAUUUGCAUCAUCAUUUGGGGUGCUUAUCUGCGUCCAAAACAUCCUGAUUUCAUGAGCGUUUCAAGCUUAUUGGUGAACGUCAUUUCAAUUUUGGUCGCUUUCAUUCCUGAAGGUCUACCGGCAGCCGUUUCUCUUUCGCUCACUGCCGUUGCUGCUCGUAUGCGUCGUGCAAAGGUCUUGGUGAAGUCUUUGGCAAUUGUUGAGACCUUAGGAGCUGUGAACGUAGUUUGCUCGGACAAGACUGGUACUUUGACUCAAAAUCGCAUGUUUGUUCAAUGCGCAGGUAUCCAUGGAUUCGAAGAAGAUGAACCGGCAGAUGUGAAGAGACACAUCGAUUUGGAUACUCCACUUGGUGAAGCAUUCGGACAAUUAGGUUGGGUUGCUGGUGUUUGCAAUGCAUCCAAAUUUGACGAAGAGACUAUGCAUUUGCCAAUUGUUGAACGUACGAUCUUCGGUGAUGCAACAGAUACAGCUUGUUUCCGUUUUUCAGCUGAUAUGGUCGGAAUCGAAGGAAGCAAGAAAGAUUGGGAAACUGUCAACCAGCUAGCAUUCAACUCAAAGAACAAAUUUGCACUUCGCAUCGUACGCAGCAAUGGAUCAAAAGAUGGUAUCAAACGAGCUUUGGGAACAGGUGUAACAGCAACCGGCUUCGAUAGUGAAAAUCAAUUAAUCUUCUUGGCAAAAGGUGCGCCAGACGUUCUCAUGCAAAGAUGCACUUCCACUUUGGAUGGAAGUGGAGAAGUGUUGCCACUCACACCAGAAAGAUUAGCCUAUCUAUCUCAACUGCAAACGUCGUGGGCAGGAAAAGGUCAAAGAAUCCUCCUUUUGGCUCGUCGUAUCGUCAACAAGAGUGAACUCCCGGAAUCAAAUCCAGAAGACUUGAUCGAAACUCAAUUGCUCGAUCAAAUCUCCAAUUUGACCGUUGUUGGUUUAGUGGGAAUCGUUGAUCCACCUAGACCCGAAAUCCCAGGAGUUGUCAAAACCGUUCGUGGCGCAGGAAGUCGAUUCAUGAUGAUUACAGGUGAUGGUGCUUUGACCGCAGUCGCAAUUGCACGUCAAUGCGGUAUCGUUACUGCUCAAGAGAUCAACAAUGUUGAUGACAUUCUUGGUGGUAAGUUGAAUUUGCCAACAUACAAUUUCCUGGAUGAUAACGAUGCAAGAGCACAAAGAGCAUUGAGCUUGACUGGACCAGACAUCAUGCGCCUACAGCCACAAGAUUGGGAAACAGUUUGCAAUUUUGAUGAAAUCGUCUUCAGCCGUACUACACCCGAUCAAAAAUUACGUAUCGUCAAAGAAUUCCAAGCAAGAAGAGGAGUUGUUGCCAUGACGGGUGAUGGUGUGAAUGAUGCACCUGCAUUGAAACAAGCAGAUUGUGGUAUCGCAAUGGGCGGUGGUAGUGAAGUGGCAAUCGAAGCUGCUGAUUUGGUCCUAUUGGAGUCGUUCAGCUCUUUUGUUGAUGCCUUGCUCUACGGCCGUGUUUGUUUCGACAAUCUCAAAAAGACAGUCGCUUAUCUUUUACCUGCUGGUUCAUUUGCCGAAUUAUGGGCAGUCUUGCUUUCAUUCUUCUUCGGAUUGCCACAAGCACUUUCGAACAUUCAAAUGAUCUUGAUUUGUGUUUUGACCGAUUUGUUCCCUUCGCUCUCACUCAUUCAAGAGAAGCCAGAAAGUGAUGUCCUUCUUCGCAAACCUCGUGAUACCAAGAAAGAUCGAUUGGCUAAUUGGCAAUUAUUAACGCACGCAUACUUAUUUGUCGGUCUACCUUUGACUUUAUGCUCUGCUGCAAUGGCAUUUUGGUGGAUGCAGAGACAAGGCAUUCCAUUCAGCGAUAUGUGGUUGAAGUACGGUGCAGGCAAAGUUCAAACCUCCGAUCCGGAUUACUUCAACAAAGUUCUUUACCAAGCGAAUGCAAUCUACUUCUUCAAUUUGGUCAUUCAACAAUACUUCGAUUUGUUGGCUUUACGUACCCGUCGUCUAAGUCUAUUCCAACAAUGGCCUUUCUGGGGUAAAUCACGCAAUUUGUGGAUCAUUCCUGCAAUUUGCAUGUCUUUCUUGAUUGCAAUCUUCUUUUCGUACAUCAAAGCCAUUCAAAAUGUUUUCUUGACAAGAGGUAUUCCCGCCGAACACUUCUUCUUACCAAUGGCUUUCGGUGUCGUUACUCUCUCCGCUGAUGAGUUACGCAAACUCUACAUUCGCACUUAUCCCAAAUCUUUCCUUGCGAAAGCUGCUUGGUAG
Meira miltonrushii is the source of this 3267-nucleotide messenger RNA. Its product is annotated as K, P-type ATPase. Lineage: Eukaryota; Fungi; Basidiomycota; Exobasidiomycetes; Exobasidiales; Brachybasidiaceae. Gene Ontology annotation, biological process: sodium ion export across plasma membrane; intracellular sodium ion homeostasis; proton transmembrane transport. Gene Ontology annotation, molecular function: ATP binding; ATP hydrolysis activity; P-type sodium:potassium-exchanging transporter activity. The coding region runs from base 1 to 3267 and encodes 1088 amino acids. The transcript has a single exon. The record is from RefSeq and is a predicted model, not a curated record. Gene Ontology annotation, cellular component: membrane.